Molecule: messenger RNA, 696 nt
Organism: Lindgomyces ingoldianus
Lineage: Eukaryota; Fungi; Ascomycota; Dothideomycetes; Pleosporales; Lindgomycetaceae
Exons: 3
Coding region: 112-606 (164 amino acids)
Biological process (GO): mRNA export from nucleus
Cellular component (GO): nucleus
Molecular function (GO): mRNA binding
Source: RefSeq, a predicted model, not a curated record
CUCUACCAUAGGAUCCGCAUAUAUCCGACGAGCUUCCCCAAACCCGCCGUCGACUUCACUCCUUCCCGAUCCUUAUUCAUCUGCUAAACUAUCUCCACCGCCCACAUCACAAUGUCUGAGAACAAGCUCGAGAAGUCUCUCGAUGAGAUCCUCCAGGAUCGCCGAUCCAAGGGUCGCGGCCGCGGAGGUCGUCGUGGUCGAUCUGCCGGCCGUACUGCCACCACUCAAGCGCCUGUCGGCGGAGUGUCGAAGUCGACUAGGCAAGCCAAGGGAAAUAAGGCUGCCCCGUCUGCGCCAACUCCUGCCACUGGCGACUCCAAGAUCAUGAUCUCCAACUUGCCCAAGGAUGUUGACGAGAUCACCAUAAAGAACUACUUCACCGAAACCAUUGGCAAGCCGAAGAAGGUUCUCCUCCAAUAUGGACCAAACGGAGCAAGCCUAGGUAGCGCCAUCGUCAUCUUUCCCCGACCAGACCUUGGCGCGAAGGCGGCUUCAGAACUGAAUGGGAUGAGCAUUGACAAGCGUCCAAUUCGCGUGGAACUUCUCCUCAGCGCAUCCGCCGUGCCGGCCAUCCCCCAGAAGAGCCUCGCCGACCGAGUCACGUAAGACCCCUGAUCACGUGUAGCUUGAUAACGACAACUCACAAACCCACAGCCCUGCGAAGAAGGACAAGGAUAAGCCCAAGCCAGCUACCAA